AAAUACCAUUUGUAUCAUGAUGGGAAUUUUAUAAUUGGUGCAUUUUUUCCUAUUUUUCAUCCUUAUCCACUAGAAGCAACAACAGAUUGGAAAGCACCUUUUGCCAUAAAUAAUUUUAGGGGUAUUCCAGGCAGAAACUACCAACUUCUUUUGGCCAUGUUAUUUGCCAUCAAUGAGAUCAACUGGAACUUGCAUAUUUUACCAAACACCUCUCUGGGACUUAAGAUUUAUAAUCUACCACUUUAUGGAAGGGAUGUUAUGAAGACUGUAUUCUAUUGGCUCACAGGCUUGAACACCUUUAUCCCUAAUUACAACUGUAGAGAAGAGAAAAAAUUAGCUGGUGUCCUAACAGGAACAUCAUGGAAGACAUCUGAAAAUAUUGGGAGAGUGCUGAAUCUUUACAAAUUUCCACAGCUUACAUUUGGACCUUUUGAUGAUCUUCUUACUGAUAAAAGGCAGUUUUCAUCUCUGUACCAAGUGGCCCCAAAAGAAUCAUCACUAUUAUGUGGUAUUGCCUUGUUGAUGCUUCAUUUCAACUGGACCUGGGUGGGACUGCUCAUCCCAGAUGACCACAGAGGUUUUCAGUUUCUAUCAGACUUGAAAAAGGAGCUGGACAAGAAUAAAGUGUGCAUUGCUUUUGUGAGGACAGUGCCAUUACUAGGGGAAUUACUAUGUAAUAUGCCAAUUGAUGUUUGGGUAUAUAUUCUGAGAUCAUCAGCAAAUGUGAUUGUAAUUGAUACAGAUAUUGCUUUUAUGUUAACUCUACUAAAAAAUGCAGAUAGAAAGGACUUACUGAGAAAAGUUUGGAUCAUGAAUUCAAAAGGUGUUGGUCUAAGGUUUCCAGAACAUAAUGUGGUAGAUAUGUUCCAUGGAACUCUUGCAUUUUCACACCAUCAUGGUGAGAUUCGUGGCUUCACACAAUUUAUGCAGGAAACUACCCCUAUUAAGUACCCAGAAGACAGUGUUCUUCAUGUCUUAUGGAGUUGGUAUUUCAACUGCUCAUUUUCACAUUCUGAUUGUAAAAUUUUUGAAAACUGUGUGCCCAAUGCCUCUUUGGAAUUGAUGCCAGGGAACGUAUUUGAAAUGAUCAUGACUGAAGAGAGUUACAAUGUGUACAAUGCUGUGUACGUGAUUGCCCACAGUCUUCAUGAGAUGAUUCUCAAUCAAUUCCAAAUUCAACCCCAGACAAACAAAGAUAGGAACAUGUUAUUCCCCUGGCAGCUUCACCCCUUUCUGAAAAAUAUUCAAGUGAUAAAUUCUGUUGGUGACUAUGUGGCCCUGGACUGGAAAAGGAAGAUAAAUCCAGAGUAUGAUAUUGUCAACCUUUGGAAUUUCCCAACAGGUCUUUUACAAUUUGUGAAUGUGGGUACAUUUUCACCAAGGUCUCCCCAGGGCCAACAACUGUCAUUAUCUGAGUAUAUGAUUCAAUGGCCCAUGGCAUUUACAGAGGUGCCUCAGUCUGUAUGCAGUGAGAGCUGCAUUCCUGGAUUUAGGAAAACCAUCCUGGAGGAAAAGCUUUUCUGUUGCUUUAACUGCAUUGCUUGCCAAGAGAAUGAGAUUUCCAAUGAGACAGAUAUGGACCAGUGUGUGAAGUGUCCAGAAACUCAUUAUGCAAAUGCAGGAAAGAGACAGUGCCUCAAGAAAACAGUGACUUUUCUGUCCUAUAAUGAUCCUUUGGGGAUGGUACUCACAAUCAUGUCUCUGGUAUUCACUGCUCUCACAGUUGUUGUUAUUGUAGUCUUUGUAAAGCACAGAAACACUCCCAUUGUGAAAGCCAAUAAUAGAUCUCUCAGUUACAUCCUGCUCAUCACUCUUACUCUCUGUUUCCUCUGUCCUUUGCUCUUCAUCGGCCUGCCUAACACAGCCACAUGUAUCCUACAGCAGAACUUAUUUAGACUUCUGUUCACAGUGGUUCUAUCCAGUGUGUUGGCUAAAACCAUCACUGUUGUUAUGGCCUUUGAGAUUACUGAUCCAGGAAGAAAGACAAGAUGUUUGCUGGUAUCAAGGGCCCCAAAUUUCAUCAUUCCAAUUUGCACUCUGAUACAAGUACUUUUUUCUGGUAUAUGGUUGUGUAUAUCUCCUCCAUUUGUUGACAUGGAUAUACACUCUGAACAUGGUUGCAUCAUCAUUCUAUGCAAUAAGGGUUCAACUCUUGCCUUCCAUGGCACUCUGGCCUUCUUGUGUGUCUUGGCCUUUAGUAGCUACUUCGUGGCUUUUUUAUCCAGAAAUCUGCCUGACAUAUUUAAUGAAGCCAAGUUCCUGGCUUUCAGCAUGCUGGUGUUCUGCAGUGUCUGGGUCACCUUCCUCCCUGUCUACCAUAGCACCACAGGGAAGGCCAUGCUGGUUAUGGAAAUUUCUUCUAUCUUAGCUUCCAGUGCAAGCAUUCUAAUCCUAAUCUUUGCUCCUAAAUGCUAUGUAAUUUUGUUCAGAUCAGAGGAAAACACUCUCCAUCCAAUCAGGAUUAAACAGCAUCAUAGGAGCAAAAAUUUACUUAAUACAUAA
Molecule: messenger RNA, 2502 nt
Organism: Rattus rattus (black rat)
Lineage: Eukaryota; Metazoa; Chordata; Mammalia; Rodentia; Muridae
Product: vomeronasal type-2 receptor 116-like
Exons: 7
Coding region: 157-2502 (781 amino acids)
Biological process (GO): G protein-coupled receptor signaling pathway
Cellular component (GO): membrane
Molecular function (GO): G protein-coupled receptor activity
Source: RefSeq, a predicted model, not a curated record